UUUUCCCUUUUCGUAAACCUAAUUUCCCCAUCCUCGUAUAUAAGCAAACAAACCCCACGCCUCUCUCUCUCUCUCUCUCUCGUCUUGUGAUUGAUAUGUUUGUGUUUUCUUAUUUGGGACCAAGAACUACAAGCUCUUCCAUCACACGCAUCUUCAAACCCGAGACUCCUCCUCCUAUCUCUGACCACUUCCAUUGACAUAACUCAAAGAUGGCGCUGGAGAAUAUUAACAUUGGUGCUUCCAACCGUAACGAUGCCUAUUACAGGUACAAGAUGCCUAUGAUGGUUACCAAGACUGAAGGCAAAGGUAACGGCAUCAAGACCAACAUUGUCAACAACGUCGAAAUUGCAAAGGCCUUGGGGAGACCUGCUUCUUACACUACCAAGUACUUUGGUUACCAGCUUGGUGCUCAGUCCAAGUUUGAUGAGAAGACUGAGACUUCGCUUGUGAAUGGAUCUCACAGCACGUCUAGUCUUGCUUGUAUUCUGGAGGCUUUUAUUAAGAGGUAUGUUCAGUGUUAUGGGUGUGGGAACCCUGAGACUGAGAUUGUUAUUACAAAGAGUCAGAUGGUGAAUCUCAAGUGUGCUGCUUGUGGGUAUAUCUCUGUGUGUGACGUAAGGGAUAAAAUGACUACGUUUAUUCUGAAAAACCCACCGAAGGAGGCGAAGAAGGAUAAGAAAGCUUUGAUGAGGAGAGCUGAGAAGGAGAGGCUUAAAGAAGGUGAAGCAGCUGAUGAGGCCCAGAAAAAGCUUAAGAAGAAAGCACCUUCUAACGGGAAGGAGGUGGAUGAUGAUGGUGAUGAUGAUGAUGAUGAAGAUGAUGAUGAUGAUGGUAUUGAGUGGCAAACGGAUACUUCUAGAGAAGCUGCUGAGGAAAGAAUGAAGGAACAGUUGAGUGCUGCUGCUGCUGAGAUGGUGAUGCUCUCUGUAAAAAAAGAAGAGGAGAAGAGUACUCUCAUGGAGGAGAUGAAAGAGUAUCUGAAGAAAGGUUUACCUAUAAGCCAGCUCAAAACGUUCAUCUCCUCUCUCUCUCAGCCUCCUCAAGAUGUCAUGGACGCACUUUUCAGCGCUCUCUUUGAUGGUACUGCGGGCAAAGAAUUUCUCAAACGAGUUAUGAAGAAGAAGAAGUACUUAGUGGCUGCAACGCAAGGGGAAGAAGGAUCACAGAUGCAUCUGCUCAACUCUAUAGGAUCAUUCUGUGGAAAGAGUGGAAACGAAGAGGCUGCUAAAGAGGUGACUCCGGUUCUUGUGGCAUUGUACGACGAAGACAUUGUUGAGGAAGACUUUGUGCUGGAAUGGUACCAAAGGGGUUCGAGCGGAGUGGACAAGAACUCUCCUCUUUGGGAGAAUGUUAAGCCUUUUGUGGUGUGGCUACAGAGCGCUGAGUCCGAGUCCGAAGGGGAGGAUUGAGAGUUUCUUUUACACUUUGACUGUUUUUUUAUUUAUGUUAUUUUGGUUUUCAGUAUUCUCAGAUUCUUUUGACUAAUCUAAAAGCAUUGUCUGACUUUUAUUAUUAUAUAAUUUUGCAAGUGGGUUGUUGGAACUAAUUUUUUUUUUGUUUC
This is a messenger RNA of Raphanus sativus (radish), 1561 nucleotides long. Its product is annotated as probable eukaryotic translation initiation factor 5-2. Gene Ontology annotation, molecular function: translation initiation factor activity; eukaryotic initiation factor eIF2 binding; GDP-dissociation inhibitor activity. Bases 210 to 1409 code for a protein of 399 amino acids. The record is from RefSeq and is a predicted model, not a curated record. NCBI's taxonomy places the organism in Eukaryota, Viridiplantae, Streptophyta, Magnoliopsida, Brassicales, Brassicaceae. The transcript has a single exon. Gene Ontology annotation, cellular component: cytosol. Gene Ontology annotation, biological process: formation of translation preinitiation complex; translational initiation; formation of cytoplasmic translation initiation complex.